GUCACUAUAUUUGUUUGUAAUAGAAGUAGACUUUCGUCUUGAUUGGUGGAGAACGGCGGCUGGUUCGAGGAUUGACCAAUCAGACGACGAGAAUUCGCCCAUAUCCUCGCUAUGCACCGUCGGCUUCCUCUCUGUCGCUGGAUGUGCAAGGCUCCAUAGGGUCUCCGUUGUAAAAUUGCGUUGAAUUCCGGCUUUGGUUUCCUCAAGAGAGACCCUUAGACUACCAGGAUGCCUCGUGUAAAGGACGACAAGCCGCGUGGACGCAUGUCGUCCUACGCGUACUUCGUGCAGACCUGCCGGGAGGAGCAUCGUAAGAAGCACCCUGAUGAGGCCAUCGCCUUUGCUGCGUUCUCGAAAAAGUGUUCCGACAGGUGGAAGGUGAUGAACGAUAAGGAGAAGAAACGUUUCGUGGAGAUGGCCGACCGUGACAAGGCCCGCUUCGAGUCCGAGAUGAAGCACUACGUGCCCCCGCCGGGCGCCAAGACCAAGACCGGCCGCCGCAAGAAGGACCCCAACGCCCCGAAGCGGUCGCUGUCAGCGUUCUUCUGGUUCUGCAACGACGAGCGGCAGGGUAUCCGCGAAGCCAACCCGGGCUUCACGGUGGGCGAUAUCGCCAAGGAGCUGGGCCGCCGGUGGGGCGAGGUGGACGAGGCUGCCAAGAAGAAGUAUGUCGCCAUGGCCGAGAAGGACAAGGAGCGCUACAGCAGGGAGAUGGAGGCGUACAAGAACGGCGUUGCCCUGGCGGCACCAGCCAACGAGUUCGACGAUGAUGACGACGAAGAUGAGGAUGAUGAGUGAGCCCUGUCCCUCAGACUGACUGACUCGAGAAUGUACAAACGCGGCUGUUCGGGCCCGUGUUCUGACGUGUUGUGAACCGCGGCUGUCGUGACUUCUAAGAAGACUGGACUGAAACCGCAUGCUCGUCGCGGUGCUGCUGACGGCGCGUCAGAUAGAAAUACGCUAAGAUGUUGACGACCGCGGUGCGGCCGCCGGUUAAGACAAGAAACCUGUUGUCUCACCUCACGCCCCGCGGGGUAUUUAUUUUACAGGGAGUGACGCGUUGCUUGCAGGUUGUUUCGCGAGGUCUGAGGAGCUGAGGGGCGCGGGAGGGUUGUCUUUGUAGUUUCAUCAUCGCAUCACAUCAAUGGUCGCAAGAGCAUCACCAGCCAUUGUUCAUCAGUUCAUUUAAAUAAAUACAGUUUCUUAUAA
Messenger RNA from Amphibalanus amphitrite, 1209 nucleotides. Its product is annotated as high mobility group protein DSP1-like. The transcript is spliced from 4 exons. The coding region runs from base 229 to 798 and encodes 189 amino acids. Gene Ontology annotation, molecular function: DNA binding, bending. NCBI's taxonomy places the organism in Eukaryota, Metazoa, Arthropoda, Thecostraca, Balanomorpha, Balanidae. The record is from RefSeq and is a predicted model, not a curated record. Gene Ontology annotation, biological process: regulation of transcription by RNA polymerase II.